AUGAACAUAAUGCCAAAGAAGUUUCGCUCCGUCCGCGUCAAAAAUGGCAGUCAUCGCCGGAAUAAGUCGUCAGAGCCGGGCCAAAAGUCCCGAACCAUGACAGCCGAGACGUUCUUCUCGAUGUUCAAACCGGACUCCGCAAGACAAGCCCAGAAGGAGAAAGAAGAGGAGGGGAGAGAGACAGCCAAGAUCAAGGAGGUUUCCCAGCUCCUCAAGGAACAAGAUUUGGAUGACAUAUCUCGCGAACAUAUCCGCUGCGCUCUGAGCUCCAGGUUCGCCGCAUGGGACCCAGACAAGGCCAUUGAGCUCUUACGCCUCCAACAGGAAGCGUCUGCAGGCAUCGUGCGGCCUUUCAACCCCCACGUCCGCAUGCUCGGCGCCGAAAAUAGGGAGAAUGUCACCUGCUAUCUCGAUUCGCUCCUCUUCGCCAUGUUCUCUCGGCUGGAUGCCUUCGAGUGCAUGCUAAAGAACGAUGCUGGAGACGAGAACCAGAGGAAGUUGGCAACCCUUAUCAGGCUGUGGGUUAACCUCCUGAGGACCGGAAACCUCAUAGAUACAGAUAUGACCCAAAAUAUCCAGGAGGCACUCGCCAGUUGUGGUUGGAAGGACGCCCAGUAUCUCGAGCAGCAGGACACGUCCGAGGCAUUUGCUUUUAUCACUGAAACCCUCCAACUUCCGCUUCUGACCCUCCAGGUCGAUCUAUUCCAUCAGGGAAAGGGGGACAAGGACGACCACAAGGUGGUCUAUGAGCGCCUCCUGAACCUGGCUGUUCCGCCAGAUCCUGACGGGAAAGGCAUCAAGCUUGAGGACUGUCUAGAGGAGUACUUCAACAACCAAGUCGACGUUCUCCGGGACAGCCUGGAGGAGAAGCACGGGGCAGAUGCGCCAUCGCUACUGAAACACCGCAGCACCAUCCGAAUCGUUGCUGUCGAAGACGACCCAGAGGUACCGGAUGGUGCCGCAACCCCGCCCUCGCAGCUCGAGGAUCCGACAUUAUUGAGGCGGUGGACAGUGCAAACGUCCGAAUCUCUUGCUUCUGGCAGCUCCCUACCUCCACCAGCACUCCGACAUCGCUCGACAAGCGUCAUUCGACGGAUCGUGGUGGACGAGGAGGGACGCGCGGAAGAAGCAGAUUCAACCAGCCUUCUUCAAAAGGCAAAGCAAACAGGAUCAACCGUGGUGAAGGCCGUCACGAUUCCCGCCUGGCAGUUCUUCCGCCUGAUACCAUGGCAUGCAACCUCUAAUUCCGAGCCUCUGAGCGAUGUCGAGGUUGCAAGCCAAUUUAACAAACGACCUGUUGUUGGAAUAUGUCUCAAAAGAUAUACCAUGACUGACCAGGGGAUCCCAAUACGACAGAACACCUUUAUAGACAUCCCCGAAAGCAUGCGCCUCCCAUACUUCAUGAAGGUGGACGACUUGAAACUCGGCCAGGAAGCAUAUGGGCUAAGUGCCGAAUACAAGCUCGUUUUGCAGUCAGUUGUUUGCCAUCGAGGCGACUCGCUCCACAGCGGCCACUACGUGGCGUUUGCCCGUGCGGCGCCAAAACUACUGACGGACAACCGGCGACACGAUCGCGAUCCUCCGCCAGACUACGAGGAGGAACAGUGGGUCCAGUUCGACGAUCUUCACGAGGACAACCGGGUUUCCUACGUGGACGACCUCAAGCAGUCUCUCCGAGAGGAAAUGCCCUACCUCCUCUUCUACCAGAUCGUCCCAAUGGUCGAGAUGGCAACCAGCUCUGCCGAAGGCUCGGUCAUCGAGCCGCCGUCGUACAACGAGUCCGCAGUUAACCCCCAGACACCCGUCCCAGAGGCCGACCGUCCCGGCUCUAUGUCCAGGUCGACCAGCGGAUAUUUCAGCUCCAGCACGACCCUCGGCCGGGGCCAUGGCCCGGGCAUCCGCUUCAGCUCUGAGCUAGAGCGGCCCUCGAGGCUCAGCCUGGACGGCGGCCCGUACCUCACGGUGAACGGCUCCCGGCGCGGCAGCGUCGCCGUCUCGGAACCGACCCUCGCCACCACCCCUGGCGCCGUCACUCCCGAAGGCCCCGGCACCCCGGGGGAGGAGUCGACGGCCACCCGGCUGUCGCGCGCGGCGGCGCGGUUCGCAAAGUCCGGGAGCAGCAAGAGCCGGCCCGGGUCGCAGGCCGGUGAGGGCCGGAUCAGCAUCACCAUGUCGCGGCUCGGGGGCCUGAUGCGGGCGAGCAGGGAGCCGCUCGUCGACGGGGUGGAGGCGGCGGCGGCGCCGCCGGAACAGCCCGAGUCGGAGGGCGGACGGGCGCAGGCCGACGGCACGACGCACAGCAGGGAGGGUGGCCGGCAUUUCCACGUCCACCCCCACCCCCACCCCCACCCAAGGAAGGACCGCGGCAAGUCGAGGAGCGGGGAUGAGAAGGAUAGGGAGAGGAGUGGCGCGAGGGGGAGGGAGAAGGAGAGUGAUAAGGAGAGUAAGACGGGCGUUCCCGAACGGGAGUGCCUUGUCAUGUGA
Molecule: messenger RNA, 2484 nt
Organism: Phialemonium atrogriseum
Lineage: Eukaryota; Fungi; Ascomycota; Sordariomycetes; Cephalothecales; Cephalothecaceae
Product: ubiquitin carboxyl-terminal hydrolase 14
Exons: 5
Coding region: 1-2484 (827 amino acids)
Biological process (GO): protein deubiquitination
Cellular component (GO): nucleus; cytosol
Molecular function (GO): cysteine-type deubiquitinase activity
Source: RefSeq, a predicted model, not a curated record